AUGGCAAUUGACUGGAAGCAAUGGCCUUUGCUUUAUCCGUAUUUUCAACGAAUAAGCCAAAAGCGAAAAGGUGGCCAAAUUCGAUUCACAAACGAACAAACUGAUACUUUAGAAAAAAAAUUCAGCAAUCAUAAAUAUCUUUCAUCGAAUGAAAGAAAAAAGCUCGCGAAAAAUCUUCAAUUAUCAGAGAGACAAGUGAAAACUUGGUUUCAAAAUCGACGCGCAAAAUGGCGACGUAUUCGAAAAGAUGGUGACGACGAUGAUAUAUUCCAAUUAUCGCCAUCGUCUGCCCAAUAUCAUUAUGAAAAAUUUAGCCAACAAUACCAAAAAAUCUAUCGGUCGAAUUUCGGCUUCAAUUUAUAA
Dracunculus medinensis (Guinea worm) is the source of this 363-nucleotide messenger RNA. NCBI's taxonomy places the organism in Eukaryota, Metazoa, Nematoda, Chromadorea, Rhabditida, Dracunculidae. The record is from the annotation of a GenBank genome assembly.